[Candida] anglica is the source of this 1683-nucleotide messenger RNA. The record is from the annotation of a GenBank genome assembly. Lineage: Eukaryota; Fungi; Ascomycota; Pichiomycetes; Serinales; Debaryomycetaceae.
AUGGGGGUAACAGAUUAUUUUAGAAGGGCAAGUGCCAAUUCAAGCGAUAUCAGCAGUGUGAUAGAAAUAAAUGGAUUCCCCGAAGAGAAAAAUGGCCACAAGGUGGAGAUUUCCAAAGAGUUAGAAUCUCUUAGCUCUAAUGAAAAGCUCGAUCAUAUUUUCCAGGACCCUGUAGUCGCAGAAUAUUACCGCCAGCUCUAUGAAAAUACCGAUUAUGAAUGCAAGGACUACUUUGACCCAGAGUUCACAUGGACUAAGGAUGAAGAAAGGAAAACUGUUUGGAAGAAUGAUUGGUAUGUCACAUUCUGGGCAUUUGUAAUGUUCACCUCGUUAGAUAUUGAUAGAGGUAACAUUUCUCAAGCAGUAUCAGAUAAUAUGUUGGGUGAUUUAAAGUUAACUACAAAUGAUUUUAACUUGGGGAAUACUAUCAAUUUAGUUUGUUUCUUGAGUGCGGAGUUGCCUUCACAAUUGAUUUCCAAAUGGAUUGGUCCUGAUAUUUGGAUUCCUUCUCAAAUGAUUUUAUGGAGUAUUGUUUCUAUGUCACAAGCUUCUAUCAAGACAAAAGCAGGGUUCUAUAUAACUAGAGGGUUGGUUGGUGGCUUGCAGGGUGGAUUCAUUCCUGACGUGUGUUUAUGGAUGUCGUAUUUUUACACAUCGAAGGAGCUUCCAUCUAGAUUGUCUUUGUUCUACAUUGCCAAUCCAUUGAGUCAGGUUUGGUCGAGUUUAUUGGCAUUCGCCCUAUUGAAAAUUAAAACAGCUGGUAUUUCUGAAGGUUGGAGAUGGCUUUUUCUUCUUGAAGGUACAGUCACAUUGAUUAUUGGAAUCUUUUCGUUUUUCAAAAUGCCAGCAUCAGUGGUUCAAACGAAGUCUUGGUUUCGGAAGAAAGGUUGGUAUACCGAAAGGGAAGAAAAGUUGAUCGUAAAUAAAGUUCUUCGAGACGACCCCCAGAAGGGUGACAUGCACAAUAGGCAGCCUGUUGGUCCAAUUGAACUAGCUAGAUCAAUUCUUGAUUACGAUUUAUGGCCGAUAUACUUCAUUAGAAUCUUGGGAGAUAUUGGAACUUCCCCAAUUGCAACAUAUAUGACAUUGACAUUAAGAAAAUUGGGAUUUUCAACAUUCAAGACCAAUGCUUUAACUAUUCCGUAUAAUAUUUUAUCGAUCUUCACCAUGCUAAGUACGGGAUAUCUUUCAGAAAUCAUAAACCAAAGAGCUUUGAUCCUAGCUACCACCCCUAUCUGGGUAUUAGCAGGGCUAUUUCCAUUGAGAUAUUGGCCAGGAUCUCAAAAAGAUGUUUGGGGUACCUAUGCAAUUUUGACUGUAUUGUUGGGACAUGCACCAAUUUGGCCAAUAACAAUAUCUUGGUGUUCAGCAAAUUCCAAUUCCGUUAGGUCAAGAGCAGUUUCUGCUGCCAUUGUCAAUAUGUUUUCUCAAUCUGCUGCCAUUUGUGCUGCAAAUAUUUAUCGAAAAGAUGACGCCCCCUUAUAUCAUAGAGGUAAUGUCCAAUUAAUUGGAAUUGCCUUUGGUGCGAUUGCUGCUUGUGUUCUUUCAAAGGUUUACUACAUCUUAAGGAACAAGUACAAGGACAAGAAAUGGAAGUCUAUGACCACAGAACAGCAAGAAGAGUACAUCAGAUCCACUUCUGAUAUUGGGAAUAAACGUUUAGACUUUAGAUUUGUUCAUUAG